UAGGUUGUUAAUAGUGUUAUUGUGUUCUCUGGGAGGAAAUACAAUAUCAGUGAAUCUGGGAUAUUAAGAAAGGCGUUUGAAAUGAACCCCCCAUAUAAACAGCAGGGGAGCUCUUCCUGAGACGCCUGACUCAGGGGCAGAAAAAACCCAUUUUGCGAGCUUUGAAUUGUGGGUAAGACAUGUCUGCGCCCUGUCAUGAGCUCGGACCGCCUAACCUCUAUGCGAUAACUCAGUUCACCCAGUUGUAAACAAGGAUCUAUCGUUCAAACAGCGUCGGCUUCGUUCAAACACUGAAUCUUGAAGAUGUUGGAUAAUACGCAGAAAGAGCGCGUCUCCGGAGAGGCGCACACCAGAGCGAUUAUUUCCGAAAUGCUGGCGAAGAAUUUCGAGAAGCUGCCCGACAUUGAUCAGAAAAUCUUCGUCUACGGACACAUGUAUCUGGGGGGAAAUGCUGGGCUCGCAGGAGUGCUGUCCAACAGCUUUUAUCGCCGAGCUCUGAAUGUCAGAGAGGCGCGCAUCAGCUCCAACCUGCCGAUGGCCGUCCUGCCCUUCCUCACAACUUUUGCCUUGUACAGCGCAACGGUGUCCAACCCCCUCCUCUCCGGUGACCUUAACUGUCCCACCUGUGUCCUGUUUCGAGGUUUACUUGUUGGCGUGGUGGGCGGUGGGGUGUACCCCAUCCUCCUGGCCUUACCUGUGAAUAUGGGCCUCGCAGCCAGGUACAACACAGCACCGAUGCCAGAGAAGGGCAACCUGCUCCGGUACUGGAUGGACAUCUCCAAACCGGUCCUGAGGAGGAUGAGGCCAGUGCUGUUUCUCCAGGCCUUCUUCGGCACCUACCUGGCCAACAGGGACUUUGACACUUACACCAGACUGGCCGAGAUGACAUUUCACGCAGGCGGAGAAGAACUUAAAGACUAAAAUCUUUGAAUUGAACCUUAAAAUAAACCUUUUUUUUUUUUUGCUUUGAUUCACAACGACUGUGUUAUUUAGGCUUUAAUAUGGACUUACAGAUUACAAUUAAGUAUGGGCUGCGUCUCUGAUAUUGUGUGUCAAAGUUAACAUUAAACAGAUUUUUGGUAACACUUGCUUUCAUUCAUUAAGGAGAUAACACUGCUAUACAAAUAUGGCAUAAUCCUAAUCAGUAUGUUCUUUAAAUUGGUCUGAAACAAUUAUUGGAUUAGUCAUCCAUAGAAGAAUAGUCAGCAACAUUUUUUUAUAAUCUAUUAUCAUCAUAUUCAUCCUAAUCUCAAAUGUGUGGCUUAUUCCUUUUGUUUGUUACAUUGCAUUUUAAAGUCAAUAUCUUGCUUUGGAAAAUUGUGUUGGGCAGUUUCCACCAUUUUUAACAUGUUAUAGACAAAAUACUGGUAAUUUAGAAAAUAAUUGAAAGAUUUAUUGAAAGAAAAAGGAAAAUAAUUGUGAGCAAGUUGCAGCCCCUUCAGAGAUAAUGCUUUGGCUCUGUUGAUUGAAUUUAUCUUGACUUCGAUAUCUGCCUGGAUUGCAGAUUAAAUCUUAUGUGCUCAUCCAUUCACGUGGAUUUUCCUACCUAAUCCACAUCCACAUGCAAAUGAGGUAGAGGCUGUACAUCAACCCUGACUGUGUGAAUUCAUAGUCAGUGCAAUGCUUAGAUCAAGCGUGUCAUAAACAAAAUCAACUGCAGGCAAUCAACUAAGCAUGGUUGACUUUUAUUAAAGGCUUUUUUUAAGGAA
Messenger RNA from Morone saxatilis (striped sea-bass), 1709 nucleotides. It is a transcript of the gene tmem126a, whose product is annotated as transmembrane protein 126A. The record is from RefSeq and is a predicted model, not a curated record. The coding region runs from base 304 to 921 and encodes 205 amino acids. Gene Ontology annotation, biological process: mitochondrial respiratory chain complex I assembly. Lineage: Eukaryota; Metazoa; Chordata; Actinopteri; Moronidae. The transcript has a single exon. Gene Ontology annotation, cellular component: mitochondrion.